GCCGUUGCUCCUGCCGCUGUCUUAGUACCACUUUGUUGGAGAGCAGAAGUGCAGGACUGACUCUUACUGCAUCCCUUUCUGACGGCCGAACCGUCCGGGUGUCAUUUAGGUUGUGUCGAAGAUUGGGUCUUGCUCUCCUGAGUCCUACCACCAAAAGUAAGGUAAGUACACAACACCAGGUACUCCGUAUAGAAAGUACCAAGUCUUGGGUGAGGAUGGAACCUGGGAAAGGGCACCUCCGUUCCUUCCCUGCUCAGCGUCCCCGUCGUAUUGCACAGCAUCCCUGCAUCUGCACACCUCCUUCCUUGAGUUUCCCUUCGCCUUCCAUUCCAUUUUUUUUUUUUGGUCCCUCCUUCCCUGGCAGCCGGUUGUCUGUACGGAGUACUUCGUACCUCCCGUCUCCAGGAGCCCCCACAUUUGGGUCAGACCAGCCAGUCACCAAACUCACCAGACAAGCGCAUUCCCUCGUUCCCUCCUUCUUUCUCCAAGAUAACCCAAUCAGCAUCGCGUUUCGAAGCACAAUCCUCAUCCACACCACCCACACUACUCGUACCUCACACACCCAUCCCUCCUUCCUUUCACACACCCCCAUAUCAUGCCUCCCCUUGCAUUCAAUACACAAAUUGCCUUUUCCUAGUCAGUCGGGUCCCUCGCAUCAUCGCCAAGUUCCAACACCAACAAAGCACAAGCGCAAAGCGCCAAAACAUCCACCUCAGCUUUCUGUGCAUCCACCUCGCCCCGUCCACCUCUCUCUUGUUGUUGCUAUUGUCUGCUGAGAUACUGGCAUACUGCUACAUGCUUGCUUGCGCCGCCGCCUACGGAUACCUUUACCGCACCACCGCUGCGCCAUCGACAAUCAGCGAACAAGAAACAGAACCACCCGCAAAGGAACACUUCCAAUUCGCUCAACUCACGGCCCAUCUCCUUUUUACACUAUCUACCGACACCAUUUCGCUGGCUGGCUGCUUUUGCUACCUUACUUACCG
This is a messenger RNA of Colletotrichum acutatum, 986 nucleotides long. RefSeq lists its product as uncharacterized. The coding region runs from base 216 to 776 and encodes 186 amino acids. The record is from RefSeq and is a predicted model, not a curated record. Lineage: Eukaryota; Fungi; Ascomycota; Sordariomycetes; Glomerellales; Glomerellaceae. The transcript is spliced from 2 exons.